AUGGUGUGGGCAAGCUCUGCCCUCGCUGAGGUCCUGUGGAGGCGAGAGCUCCGCCCGCCCGUCGCGGGCCGGCGCUCCGAGGUCCCCACGCGAGGCGGGGACCCCAGGGGGCCUGAGGUCAGGGCGCGGACGGCUGGGGGCGUCUGCGAGGCGAGCCCCUCCGAGCGGCGCGGGGCCGGGACUCCUCGAGAGCCCGAGAUGAAGCCCUGGGCCACGGACACCGGAGUGAAACCAGGUCCGCGUGGUGAGCGGAAGCCCGGUCGGCCCCUGACAAACCCCAUGGAGUGGAGAGGGGGCGGCUGCCGUCUGCUGCGGCGUCUUCACGCGUGGUCGUGCGGGCGGGGGGCGCAGAGCCUGGACCUUGGGGGUGUGGCCCGGGGGCGUCGAGAGCGCCCCGCAGGCAGGGUCCUGAGGAGACGCACCUGGGCCGUCUGGGGGCACAUCCAAGGAGCUGGAGCCGCGGCUGAAGCCGCGAGCCCCAGAGGUGCAGGCGAGCCCCUCAAGGGGCUGGAGAUGGACAGCGGGAAGCGUUUGUUUAAGGCCUUCCUGGGGAAGAUGCCAGAGUCGCAGCCGUCCCAAGAGAACGGGCAGCCCUCAGCUCCACCAAGCCCAGCGGUGGCCUGGGGCCAGCCCGGGGCCCCCGAGCAGCAGUCAGCAGGUGCUGCAGACUCAGGACUGGCUGUGGGCUCUGCCCCUCUGCCGGCCAACCCAACCCCGGGCACCACCGAGCGGAGGGAUCGCAGUCAGGGGGAGCUCUGCCCCCAGAGCAGGGACAGUGUCCUGCUGAGCAGGCAGACGUGGGUGGGCAGCUGCUCUGGCCCCGGGGGCGCUUCACAAGCAACAGAAGCCACGCCCCCAGGAGUUCUGUACUGUUCCCUGGGCGUCAGGGUCCAGGCCAGGCUAGAUGGAUCCGGCCUGAGGCAGGCCAGGCUCAGUGAAGGCCGUGGAGCUGUGUGCUUCGACCCGUCUGCAGUGUGGGCCAGCUCUGCUUGGCCGGGACCGACCGGGCAGCAGCCAGAGGGCCAUGGCCUCCGCAGUAAUGGCCCCCAGCAUCCAGGGGGCCGACCCGUGCACGGGAAGGCAGGGCAGGUGCCGGCCGGGGUGCCCAGGGGCCGAGCCGCCGGGCACGGCCACAGAAGGCCCCAGGACCAGAGGCUGAGGACCUGCCCGCCCGCCGGCACUAGGGAGGCUGAGCGCACCGCACUUUGGAAGCGUACCCCCUCCGCGUGGCGGAUGCGGGACCCCCAGGCGCGGCCGGCACGGACCCCUGCCCUGUCCCCGCAGGUGUGCGAGCCGCAGGGGAGCAGGCCCCCGAGCCGCCGCUGGAACGUCAGCAGAGAGGAGCGCUGGAGGCUGGCCGUGCUGGGCGGCGGCGAGAGGCCGGGCCUCCCCGGGGCGACCCUCUCCUACAGGGACCUCGCGCAGAUCGUGGCCCAGCUGGUGUCCCAGGACGUGGACAAGGACGUGCUCUUCCCCCAUCCACCGAGGUCCGCCGAGUCCAGCAGCGCCUUCCAAGCCUUCCUGGUCCGGAGCGCGCCUUUCUGGCACAGUGUGACUCAGGAGGCCCAGGCCUCGAGGUCGCCGCCCUCCUAA
This is a messenger RNA of Lipotes vexillifer (Yangtze River dolphin), 1593 nucleotides long. NCBI's taxonomy places the organism in Eukaryota, Metazoa, Chordata, Mammalia, Artiodactyla, Lipotidae. The record is from RefSeq and is a predicted model, not a curated record.